Messenger RNA from Seriola aureovittata, 4531 nucleotides. RefSeq names its product ubiquitin-conjugating enzyme E2, J1 (gene ube2j1). Bases 333 to 1307 code for a protein of 324 amino acids. The record is from RefSeq and is a predicted model, not a curated record. The transcript has 8 exons. Lineage: Eukaryota; Metazoa; Chordata; Actinopteri; Carangiformes; Carangidae.
CUGUUUACGUUCCCACAAAUGACGUCACGCAGAUAACGUUUAACAAAUAGUUUCAAAACCGAAACAACGGAUAACUUGAGAAACAACUCUUCUCUGCUCUUGUAUCGGCUGGGUUCAGACUGUCUCUAUCUUAGCUACGUACCGGAGCACCGGAGAGAGAGGACCACCUCCGGUUUCAGCCGUAUUGCUCUUGUUUUAAGGAUCGAAGAAAGCUAGCCGAGGCUGCUAAGUAAAGCUAACGUAAAGUAGGUAGCUGGUAGCUAGCUAGCGAGUUAGCGACUGAAACUCAUCAGCACUUCAUCGUUUUAACUGAGGGCUCCACGUCUGUCAGUAUGGAGAAUAAAUAUAACCUAAAGAGUCCAGCGGUGAAGAGGCUCAUGAAAGAGGCUGCUGAACUGAGGGACCCCACAGAACACUAUCACGCCCAACCACUGGAAGAUAACCUCUUUGAAUGGCACUUCUCCGUACGCGGGCCCCCAGAUUCGGAUUUUGAUGGCGGGGUUUACCACGGCAGGAUCGUACUCCCCCCGGAGUACCCCAUGAAGCCUCCUAGCAUCAUCCUCCUCACACCCAAUGGGAGAUUCGAAGUUGGGAAGAAGAUUUGUCUGAGCAUCUCUGGCCACCAUCCGGAGACGUGGCAGCCCUCUUGGAGCAUCCGAACUGCCCUAAUAGCUAUCAUCGGAUUCAUGCCAACAAAAGGAGAAGGAGCGAUAGGAUCUCUUGAUUAUACCCCAGAGGAGAGGAGGGCCCUUGCCAAAAAGUCCCUGGACUUCUGCUGCGAGGCGUGUGGCUGCUCCAUGCGCUCCGCCCUCCUGGCCCUGACCCCCAACAGUCAUCCCAGCGCCGAGGACCACAAGGCCAAAGAACUGGCUCAGCAAAUCAACUUCAAGGCGGAGUCCAGUUUAUCCAGACAGGCGAGCGAGAGCGGAGGAGCAGAGAGCAAACCCUCCACACUCACCCAGGGAGACUCCUCCACGUCUGCCAGCCAGGAAGAAGCUGACUGGCCCCAGGCCGAACAGCCAGAGGCGUCUCCCGCCGCUGAGGUAUCCCCGCCCCACACGACCCCCGGCACCGGCCGGCCUCUCAGUCCCCGGCAGCGUCGCACCCAGCAGCACAGCCACCAGGCUCAGAGAGACAGCAGAGAAGCGGCCAAUAGGCCGGCCUUCGCCGCGCCCCCCCGUCAGCCUCAGGAGGAAAGCCACGCGGGCUCCGCCGUCCUCAUCGUGGUGCUCACUCUGGCUCUGGCUGCGCUCAUCUUCCGCAGGAUCUACCUGGCUCAAGAGUACAAGUUUGACUACGAGCUGUGACCACACACCAGGCCUCCCCUCCCUCCCUCCCUCCCUCCUUCCCUCCCUCCCUCCUUCCUUCCCUCCCUCUCCUCACCCCCGAGUCAGCCCUUCCUGCCACCACCCCAAACGAACUAUGACCAACUGAUGUGGAAGCAGAACCGAGGCAGUGGCUGACGCACGCUUUCUGGUGUACUGCUCGUCAGCGGAGAGGCUUCGGUCUCCACCGAGGAGGAACUUUCAUUCCUGCAGGGGAGGCGCUCCACUCACCACAACACCUCCAGGGUGUCUUUUAAUCAAUGUGAAUUUUACUCUCCAGCGUGUCAUGCAUUUUUAAGAAUGGGAAGCUUUGUUGUUUGUGAUCAGCUCAGCAGCCGCACACACCACAUCCCCCCUUCCAUGUAAUUGUCUAUCCUCGGGCUGCUGCUUAUUCCCAUUAUUUAAUUAAAAUUAUAAUACAACAUGUCAGCAACAUGGAAUUAUGGGGGAUUUUAUGUAUGUCCUUUUUAUGUUCUUAGGCACAGAGCUCCGUUUAACAGUGCAAGUGAAACAACCAGUGGAAAAAACAUAGAGGAGCAGUGACUAUUUUAGUUCAUGCAGAUGCAGUAGGUCCUUUGUGUCUCUCACAUUGUAAACGGUCACAUCAUGUUGUAGCUGAUGCGAUGUGGCAGCGCUGUGUAUUAUAAGAAUAAUGCACGAAGGGAAGGAGGCAGUAAUCGAUGAGGCUUGUUGAUCCGAUGUCUCCCACAUAAACAGACAGAAAGCUGGUCUACAGCAGACCAGUCUGUCGUGUGUGGCUGCAGGUUUUAUUAAUAUUUAAGGAACUGAAGAAGGUUUUCGAUAAAGCAGCUGUACAUAACAGAUACUGUAAGAAUCUGUCAUUAACCGAUCAGUGCAGGCUGAUUUACCAACGUUUGCGUGUAACUCCAUAUUCUGUGACCACUGUCAUGUGUGCCUGCAGUCGAGCUGUUGCAGGGAUGUUAUCACACUUUCUAUAAGCGAGCAGCCGAACGUGCCUCAAAGUCACAGUUUCUGACACAGUCUGUCAGAAACUGUGACCCUGUAGUAUCUGAAUAAAAUCAAUAAAACAUGUUGCAUCCAAAUGCAACUGUCUCUCACCUUUUUAUAAAAGCUGACAACAACAAAACAAACUGUCGAGAGUCAACAGAAGACGGGUCACUAGUUUUUCAGCAUGAGAAAAUGUGAGAAAAAUACAGAGCGACAAGUUAUUGUCAGGUGGGUCACCUCUCUCUCUCCGCCUUUUUAGAGAAUGAAUCACAUUAACAUCACUUGAUUAGAAACAGCCACUUGUAAAAGUGUGACUGUUUCCUUGCAACAGCAGCUCCUGCGGUCACACGUUAAAGGGGAACACUUCUGUUUGUACACAUCAAAGUGUGUGUAUGUGUUUCCGACGGGGGUGAAGGGUCCAGAGGGAUGUGUGAAGUCUGAUAAGUGUCCUCAAGUGAUGUCACAUGAGUCAGCGUGGGUUUGGAGCUGAAGACUACAGGUUUGAAAAAAUGAUAAUAAUAAUAAUAAUAAUAAUAAUCUGCAUGUGUGUUGGAACUACAUUAGCUAGCAUAACCAUAGACUGUAAAUAAAGAUGGACGUAGCCUCCAUGACGUCACACACAGGUUUCUGAAGAGCAGUUUUGAAGCUCAGAGUGAGCUGCUCCAUCGUCGCCAUCUUGGCAGUUUUUUGACUCCGCCCCCUAACUCCCAGCGAAUCCAAAAAUGAGCAAAGAGAUGGGGCGUGUGUGUGACUUGGAAGAAUGCCAGCUUGUGACAAGCAUGCGCUUACGCACCUGUCACUCAAAGAGGCCACGCCCUCAAUUAUGCAUAACUAUAAGUCUUUAUGAAAUGUAAACAGGUGAGUUAUAUAAACAGGUGUCAUGAAGGGGGAAAUUAGCUUUAGAAAACAAAACAGUUUUUUGUAACAGGCUGUAAACGCAUUUAUUUCUGCUGUAAAGUUGGAUUUUUUAACAUGGGAGUCUGUGGGGAUUGACUGGCUGUUGGAGCCAGACUCUAGUGGCCAUUACAGGAACUGCAGUUUUUGGUACCGGUCGCCCGAUGUUGCAUUAUGGGUGAUGUAGGUGCCAGAUUUUGAUGAGGAAGACAGAAGGAAGACGCUGUCUCUAGUUCUGCUGCAUAGAUUUCGAUCCAUAGUAAGUCACACAGUGUUACAGGAGUGUACGGCUGCUUGCGUUUUUUAACAUGGUCACAGAAUAUGUUGCAACACCUGCUAUAAUCUCAUGACACUUUCAUUUUCGAAGGUGAUUUAAAUGCAUCUGGUUGGGCUUAUUAAUUAAAUUUUUCACUCAAAAUUUGAAGCAUUAUCACAUAAUUCAUCAGUUUGUUCUUAUUGACAAAAUCACUAAAUUGCCAAGCGUUUGCUUCAAAACGCCAACCACCUAAUUUGUGCUGAAUUUCAGCGAAAGAAAAAGUACCAAUCUGCCACUAAAACAGAGAACACAGAGUAAUAAUUAAAGGGUGGCUGUUUGCCUCACUUACUGAAGUAUAGCAUGAGCUGCUUUGAACUGUUGUUGCCAUAUCGACAUUUACCGAUCAUUUUAGGGAUUAUUAUGUGCACCGGUAAACAUGGUCUAUGUUUUCUCUCACAUCCUCAAACAGUUUUUACUCAUCUUUAUCUGAAUCAGGAAGUCAUGUCUUUCUGUGGACAGUGUAAUUCCAUUCAUUUGUAUCUUUCCUCCCUCCCUGCCUCUCUCCCUGUCUCCCCUGCUGUUUCAUGGUAUUCACACCACAUCCCUGUGCAUUAAUCUCAUUUGGCUUGCACUCUCUGAAGCUGUAUGCAAACAGUCAUCCCCCCCGUGCUUGUAUAAAUAGACCCAAACACUGUCUAACAUUUACCUUCUUUGAUAUACUUUGAGUAGGGGUUUAUCACUCUGAUGAGACUCAGCGGAACUGGGAAGCAAUUUAAAUUCAUUCUGAUGGCUUUUGGACACGUACGGCAACUUAGCAGCAUACAAAUAGCCGAAGGUAGUCGUAGCAGUCUACCUGUUGAGUGGAACAAAUCUAUAUUGGUAGUUUUUUCUCUCUUAUUCGGGCAACAUCUUAUACCUGCAUGUGUCCAGGUUUCACUUGAAGGCAGCAGAGAUUCUCUGUGAAUAUUCAUGUUCUUCAAAUAUUCAUAUUCUCCGAAUCUCUCUGUAUCUGCCUCUUCAGUUAUUGUGCCCAAGGUUGGUAUACUGGUGUAUAAACAAAAUAAAUGACUUGAAUGAAAGAAUGUGA